Messenger RNA from Brassica napus (rape), 1672 nucleotides. Its product is annotated as gibberellin 2-beta-dioxygenase 8-like. Lineage: Eukaryota; Viridiplantae; Streptophyta; Magnoliopsida; Brassicales; Brassicaceae. Gene Ontology annotation, molecular function: dioxygenase activity. The transcript is spliced from 3 exons. Bases 464 to 1480 code for a protein of 338 amino acids. The record is from RefSeq and is a predicted model, not a curated record.
GUUAAGGUUUACAGUUUGGGUUUAGGGUGUAAGACUUGGGUUUAGGGUAUAAGGUUUAAGUUUAUAGUCUAUAUUUUGGGUUUAAGGUCUAGGAUUAGGGUUUAGGGUAUAGGAUUUGAGUUUAGGGGUUUGGAUUUGGAUUUUGAUUUAGAAUUUAGGGUAUAGGGUUUAGAAUUUAAGAUUUAGGGUUUAGGGUUUCGUUAGCGGCAUUAGCGUUCUUAAAAUUAUCAUUUUUAUUUUUUUAGCUAUUUUUUAUUUAGUUUAAUGCUUUUUAAUUAAUAAUCUAUGUGACAUUUUAAUUGAUACUUAAGAGUGAGGUGAAUUUAAAGGAUGAAACUAAGUUUUGUUCUAUAUAAAUAUAAGAAUUGUGUCUCUCACCACAACACGUAUUUUGAUAAUUUUCGCUUCCCAUAAUUCUCUCUACCUCUCACUCUUCUUCGUAGAUCUCUCUUAGUUGAUUCUCAUGGAUCCACCAUUCAACGAAACAUACAAAACCCUUUUGUAUAAACAGAUCAAAAACACAGAAAACAAUGUCCCGCAAACACCUUUUAGCUUCCAUGUCACUGCUGUCGUUGAAGAGGUGGAGCUUCCAUUGAUUGACGUCAGCCGUCUGAUCAAUGGAGCCGAGAAGGAGAGGGAGAAGUGUAAGCAAGACAUUGCUAGCGCUUCUAGGGAGUGGGGGUUUUUCCAAGUGAUCAACCAUGGGAUAUCAAUGGAUGUGUUGGAGAAGAUGAGACAAGAGCAAAUUAGGGUUUUUAGAGAACAAUUUGACAAGAAAAUCAAGUCGGAGAAGUUCUCCACCGGGAGUUACCGGUGGGGAACGCCGUCAGCCACUUGUCUACGGCAGCUUUCUUGGUCAGAAGCAUUUCAUGUUCCUAUGACAGAUAUUUCUGACAACAAGGACUUUACUACGCUCAGCUCAACAAUGGAAAAAUUUGCUUCAGGAUCCGAGGCUCUGGCAUAUUCAUUGGCAGAGGUCCUUGCAGAGAAAUCAGGACGGAAAUCAAGUUUCUUCAAAAAAACCUGUGUGCGAAACACAUGUUAUCUAAGGAUGAACCGUUAUCCACCAUGUCCGAAACCAUCGGAGGUGUAUGGUUUGAUGCCACACACGGACAGUGAUUUCCUCACAAUCUUGUAUCAAGACCAAGUCGGAGGACUCCAACUCAUCAAAGACAAUAGAUGGAUCGCCGUUAAACCUAACCCUCGUGCUCUCAUUAUCAAUAUUGGUGACUUAUUUCAGGCAUGGAGUAAUGGCAUGUACAAAAGUGUGGAACAUCGUGUGAUGACGAAUCCAACGGUGGAGAGAUUCUCAACGGCGUAUUUUCUAUGUCCAUCAUACGACGCCGUUAUAGAGUGUUCAGGUGAUUGUCCUGCUUAUAGAAAUUUCAGUUUCGGAGAAUUCAGACAGCAAGUUCAAGAAGAUGUUAAGAAGCUUGGUUAUAAAGUUGGCCUCCCUAGGUUCAUUAAUGAUAUCUACUAAUUUAUACACCCAGCUCUAAUGUAUUCUUAGGGUCUAUAUCUAUAUGUUUUGAUUUUUAUAAGUUUUGGUUGAAUUUUCUUAACAAAUGUUGUAUUCUAGGUAAACUGGUAAUCUACAUUUAGUCAAAAUGAAUUGUAAAAUCAAUUAUGUUAAAACGGAGCUUUCGGUUGACUAUAAUUUAAAAGAUAUUAC